Drosophila takahashii is the source of this 5252-nucleotide messenger RNA. It is a transcript of the gene nAChRalpha7, whose product is annotated as nicotinic Acetylcholine Receptor alpha7. Gene Ontology annotation, molecular function: transmembrane signaling receptor activity; acetylcholine-gated monoatomic cation-selective channel activity. Gene Ontology annotation, cellular component: postsynaptic membrane; synapse; neuron projection. Lineage: Eukaryota; Metazoa; Arthropoda; Insecta; Diptera; Drosophilidae. The record is from RefSeq and is a predicted model, not a curated record. Gene Ontology annotation, biological process: monoatomic ion transmembrane transport; signal transduction; regulation of membrane potential.
GUCAGUCGAGUGCGUGGUCGUGAACGAAACGGUCGAGUUGAAAGUCGCUCCUACUCCGCCACUCUGUGUGCCGCACUAAAAGAUACAAAAAUAUAUUAUAAUAUCUCCUCCUCUGCACACACACAAAAACAAAGCGCGCAAGAAAUGUGCGAAAUUAUUAUGAUAUGGAAUCAGUGAAUGAAUCAGUGACAUGAGAAAUCCUCAUCAAUGAUCACAUCGUUUCGUUACUUUUUUUAAAGGUGCACCACCACAUAUAUAUGCCUAUGUAUAUUUUUUUUAGUUGUUUGUUCAAGUUUUCGUGCCUCCCAAAUGUCGUUUUUUGGUAAAGUGUAAAGUUCCUUGAGCAAGCGAGAAAUAAUCAUUAGUGUUUUUGAAGCAGACUUUUUGCGGGCCAAGCUUUUUGCGGGCUCAUCUCGAAUAUCUCGGCAUCGGAACAACGACGACAACUUGGUCUCAAGUGCUAUGAAAUAACAAACAAAAAUAUUUAGUUUCAAUGGAGCUAUACAGCAUUUUCGAGUCUAUGCUAUUAUUAUGACUGCCUGUCAAAUAUGGAUCGCUAUAAGAAUAAAUUCCGUUAUCGUUGCAAAUAAGAAAGGAAACCACAAUCAGAGCUAAGGAAACCAAUUGCGAGGCGAAAAACAAUAUGAGAAAUCAAUCAAAAACCGAAAGCUAACGAAAAGCAUUAGAUUAGAAAGAAAGAAAGUCAGUGGCUCCAAAAAGUUGGUAACAAGUAGCCGAAGUAAUUCGAAUAUCGACUAUAACACCAACGUACCGGAGGACAGACAACAAGCAAAAUGCAAAACUAUGGAAGUGAACUUAAGGGAGGCUGAGUCGUCUUACUAACUUGCUAACUGUCUGCGCGCCCAAACAUCUGAUUAUCGGAUUCGGAUUCGGAUUCCAAGGGUUAAGAAGUAAGAUAUGAAGAGGCAAUCACUGAGUCGUCGGUUGGACAAUCUAUUCUGCUCCAGUCAGGAAACAAACAUGAGCUUCCCACAGCCGCACACAUUGCCGGAAGCCCCAGCAAACGGUGGUAAGAUGCUGGUUUAUGGCCUGGGUCUUCUAAUUAUGAUACCGGCUUGUACGGCUGGACCCCAUGAAAAGCGGUUGCUACACGCCCUUCUGGACAACUACAACAGCUUAGAACGUCCGGUGGUCAACGAAUCCGAUCCAUUGCAACUGAGCUUCGGACUAACACUCAUGCAGAUUAUCGAUGUGGAUGAAAAGAACCAACUGCUAAUUACGAAUAUUUGGUUAAAAUUGGAAUGGAAUGACAUGAAUCUUCGAUGGAAUUCGAGUGAAUUCGGAGGUGUACGUGAUCUUCGGAUUCCACCACAUCGCUUAUGGAAACCGGAUGUUCUAAUGUACAAUAGUGCGGAUGAGGGAUUCGAUGGGACGUAUGCCACAAAUGUGGUGGUGCGGAACAAUGGAAGCUGUCUGUACGUACCUCCAGGUAUAUUCAAAUCUACAUGCAAGAUCGAUAUUACGUGGUUUCCAUUCGACGAUCAAAGAUGUGAGAUGAAGUUUGGUUCAUGGACCUACGAUGGUUUUCAAUUGGACUUGCAAUUACAAGACGAAGCAGGAGGAGAUAUUUCUAGCUUUAUAACAAAUGGCGAAUGGGACUUGUUAGGUGUGCCCGGUAAACGAAAUGAAAUCUACUAUAAUUGCUGCCCAGAACCUUAUAUUGACAUAACAUUCGCCAUUUUGAUAAGACGCAAGACACUGUACUAUUUUUUCAAUCUGAUUGUGCCGUGCGUACUGAUUGCCUCAAUGGCACUGCUAGGUUUUACACUGCCACCAGAUUCUGGUGAAAAGCUUUCGCUUGGAGUUACAAUUUUAUUAUCGCUUACAGUCUUCCUCAACAUGGUGGCCGAAACAAUGCCGGCGACCUCUGAUGCAGUGCCCCUGCUCGGAACUUAUUUCAAUUGCAUUAUGUUUAUGGUGGCCUCAUCAGUUGUGUCAACCAUACUUAUCCUCAAUUAUCAUCAUAGAAAUCCAGAUACGCAUGAAAUGAGUGAAUGGAUAAGAGUAAUAUUCCUUUAUUGGUUACCUUGCAUAUUGCGCAUGCAAAGACCCGGACAGGUUGGCUACGAAUGUCCGCCGCCGCCCUCAUCAUCGAGUUCAUCUAAUUCUGGCGAGAAAAAGCAACAGAUUCAAAAUGUUGAGCUCAAGGAGAGAUCUUCCAAGUCUCUGCUGGCCAACGUCCUCGACAUAGACGAUGACUUUCGAUGCAAUCAUCGAUGUGCCAGUGCGACUUUGCCUCACCAGCCAACGUAUUACAGGACGAUGUACAGGCAAGGGGAUGACGGCAGCGUGGGACCAGUGGGUCCAGCUGGACCCGUGGUCGAUGGGCGUUUGCACGAAGCCAUUUCGCACACCUGUCUGACCUCAUCUGCAGAAUACGAACUGGCGCUGAUACUCAAAGAACUGCGUUGGAUAACGGAGCAGCUAAAAAAAGAAGACGAGACAAGCGACAUAACACGAGAUUGGAAGUUUGCAGCCAUGGUCGUCGAUCGUUUGUGCCUUAUUAUUUUCACUUUAUUUACUAUUAUCGCCACCCUUGCUGUCCUAUUUUCAGCGCCACAUUUCAUUUUCCCGUAAGCGGAAAUGCGUUGCAGGGAAAAAAUGUGGAGCAGCAAGUUAACAGCAAGUGACAGGCCACAGAAGUUUUUGUGGUUUAUUGUGAAGUAUAUAUGAAGCCAAUCAAAAAUAUUAGGAACAAAGAACAAAAAACAGCAACAACAACAACCCGAACCUAAGCUUUUCAAACUGAAAUACUUUGACAGUCAAAGAGUUUUGCUAUUCAACAUUUUGAUAUAUUUUAAAGAUGUGUCUGAUGGUUAUAAAAAAAAUAUUAUAAUGAAUUGAGAUAGUAACGUAUGUACGUAUGUGAAUGCAUUUUGUAUAAAAACCAGAGAGAAAAACGAAAUACAAAAAAAAAAACGAAGAAAAAAAAACCCCUAAUAAUAAAAUCGGAAUCUGGGCAUAAAUGUACGUUGCCGUGUGCAUUUCGAUUCGCCCAUUAGAUACAAAGAAGAGGUUUCUAAAUCUAAAUCCAAAUCGCGAAGCGCUCGUAGAUGCAAUCCACCUCCCUCUCCAUAUAUCUAUAUUCGAUAUUCGAUCGAGGAGCGCCAAAACAUUUAACCGACUCGAGUAGGCAGAAUGAGAGAGUGACAUUUAAGGAUAUACACAAGUGUAUACAGCUUCACACUAUUGUUAAAAAAAAAAGAAAAGAGAGCAAUUAGUAUUUAAAUAGUCUGUAUGCAGCUUUCAAAAAGUUAAACUAUUUUUUUUUUGAUUUGAUUCGAAUUACUUUUAUUUGGUUUCUUGGUUCCCAUGCUAUUCAAUAUUCAAAGAACUGUAUACAAAUGUGUUGCUUUGAUAUAAGAAAUGGAUUGACAAUAUACAUUGGAUUGCAAUCCAGCCACAACAAAUGCAAAUUGAACGAAUACAAAAGUGAAUUGUGAAAUUGUUCCCGGUAAGAAAAGGAAACUGCACUUCAAUAAGAGAAAGUCAUUUAACUGAAAUGAUCGCACAAUAAAUUCAUAGAUGAUACUUAAAAGCUAAAGUCAAAAUUGAACACACACUAGAGCUUGAAAAAUAUCGAUAUUUUCGAUAUUUUUUGCUACUAUUCCUUGAAAACAUCGAAAUUAUCGAUACGAUAUUGUGAAACUAUCAAAAAUAUCGAUAAUUUUCAAGCUCUAACACACAGCUACACACAACAACUAAUCACAGUUGUGAUAAACAAAACAAAAAAAAAUUAAAUACUGUUGAAAAAAUAAUACUUGCUAAAUUUAACGAAUUUCACUCUGCAAAUAACCAAACACGAAAUCUCCUACACAGAAAACAGAAAAACACUUAAUGCAUUUUUUAAGCAGAAGAAUGCAGUACACAGAAAAUGGGAAAAUAUUUGCUAGCCAUUAGAGAAGACAAAAAUAAACAAAGAAAAAGUAAGGAAAUAGAUGCCAAUAACUAUGUAUAUCACAACCAUUUCAUCAAGUCUUUCCUGCUGACGAUCCUCAGCGGUUAAACGGUGCUUCAAUAUUAACAGGUGCUUCAAUAAUAGGCGCCAAAAUAAUUUUAUCCUUGUAUAGUUAAUUGGCAAUGUAAAGUCAUGAAAUCAAAUCAAAAAAGGGGUUUGUAGAACGUUAAAACAUGAGUAAAGUAAAGUAAAGCUAUUUAAACGGUAGAGUAGGCAAUUUGGAGUCCAUUUGAAUCUUGAAAUUCGCCUUCGUAAAAUGGAAAAAGAUAAAAUAUAUCCAGUGAUAAAUUGGGGAUUCAUUUUCCAACUUAACUUUCACACUUGACAACCACUUUUCGCUAGCAAAGAUGUUCUUUAAUCUGAGUACUGGACUUCAAGGCGAACACGAGCAUAACUUAUCUUAAAAAAAACAAGCUAACAUAAUUUGGCAAAAAACUUAAGCUAAAAUUGUAUGAUAAUGUUAAACACAAGUAUAAAGUUAACUAUUUUUAAAUGGAAAAAAAAACAAGACAACAAAAAAAGAGUGUCAACAGCAACGAAAGCCGAAUAUAAAGAGCGUUAAACAAAGAUAUUGCAAAAGAGUAUAGUUUUCAGAGAGAAAGGGUCGCAGCUAUUCAGAAAUACGAAAGAAAAAUAUAUCACUACAGUCAAGCUUCCAUAACUCAACCUUUCCUAGCUCGAAGUCUCUAUAAGUCGAACUAGUUUUAUUGGCAGCAUAGAUUUUAAAUACACGUCAAAUCAAAUCAAAUCUACAUAUAACAUAUAAACCCCGUAUCUCCAUAACGCGAAUGUUUUUUUUUUUGGUGGCAGAUGGUGGCUCGUGUUAUCGAAGUUCGACUGUAUCUUUGAACUCCCCAAAAGAAAAAAAAAAGAAAAUAAUAAAAAGUGCAAGUUAGAAUACAAGUUAGAUUUAACACAUUUUUAAACUAAAAUUAAAACAGCAAAAAGUUAACAGAAAAUUCAUGAGAACCGUAAAAAUCUAGAUUAAAAAAAAAACAAGUAUGUAAGACCGAAACUGGAAACAAUAAAAUGUUUACAUUUUAGCUAGUGCACAUUGGACCGAUUUGAACAAUUUAAUUUGAAGCCACGAAGAACAAGGUAUACAUUUGAAAUAUUAGGUAAAUAUCAUAAACGCUAACGAAACUAAGUUUAGAAUGGGUGAAGUUUUUGUGAGGUUUUUUUAAGUUUUACCCGGUAUUGUUUAUAUGUACAUAUUUUAUUGCAUAUCUUGCGACCGAUCAGAGUGAUUAUUAUUAAAAGUGAUUUGAUCCAG